CUCUCUCCAUCUUAAAAAAAAAAAAAAAUGAACUCAAACCCUUCAUCAUCAUCAUCAUCAUCUUUGCGUCGUAAUUGGUUACACCAUGUGUUCCCGAGCUUCCACGGUGCAGAUGUCCGGAGAUCGUUUCUUAGUCACAUUCUGAAGGAGCUAAGAAGCAAAGGAAUUGACUCAUUCAUUGAUAAUGAUAUCAUGAGAGGAGAAUUUAUCGGCCCUGAGCUCGAAAAAGCGAUCAAAGGAUCAAGGAUAGCCAUUGUCUUGCUCUCGAGUAAUUACGCUUCAUCGUCUUGGUGUCUUGAUGAAUUGGCGGAGAUCAUCAAGUGCAAGGAAGAUUUGGGUCAAACAGUGAUGACUAUUUUCUAUGAAGUGGAUUCAACUGACGUCCAGAAUCAGGCCGGGCAUUUUGGGGAAGUCUUUAGAAAAACUUGUAAUGCUAAAACAAAGGAGCACUUUGAGAGAUGGAUAGAUGCCUUGGUACAAGUAGCCCAAAUCGCUGGCUAUCAUUCAACCAACUGGGCUACUGAAGCAGAGAUGAUUGAAGAUAUUGCCACUGAUGUUUUGAAAAUGUUGACUAAGAAUUCAACGCCAUCAAGGGAUUUAGACGGCUUCAUUGGAACGGGAUCUCAUAUGGAGAAGAUGAAACCGUUGUUAUGCAUAGACUCUAAUAAUAAUGAAGCAAGGAUGAUUGGGAUCUGGGGUCCUCAUGGGAUUGGUAAGACCACCAUUGCCAGAUGUCUUUUUGACGAAUACUCUGGCAGCUUUGAGUUGAGUGUCUUUAUGGAGAAUAUCAAAUCAAUGUAUACAACACCAAUUUGUUUAGAUGACUACACUACAAAGUUGGAUUUGCAGCAAAAGUUCAUGUCUCUUAUAAUCAACGAAAAGGAUAUCAGGAUUCGUCAUUUAGGAGUUGCACAAGAAAGGCUCAAGAACAAGAAAGUUCUUGUUAUUCUCGAUGACGUCGAUCAAUUAGUUCAACUAGAAGCCAUUGCAAAAGAUACUCGGUGGUUUGGUCCUGGAAGUCGGAUUAUCAUUACAACACAAGAUCUGAAACUUUUGAAGGCUCAUGGGGUUGAUCAUAUUUACAAGGUUGGUGCUUCUACUGAGUCUCUUCAAAUCUUCUGUACGUAUGCUUUCGGACAAAACUCCCCUAAAGAUGGUUUUGAGAUGCUUGCCCGAGAAGCUACAGUUCUUGCUGGUCAAAUCCCUUUGAGACUAAGGGUUGUCGGCUCUUAUUUUCGAAGGAAAUCCCCCUGCGAGAAGAUGUGGGAAAAGGCACUAGUCGAGUUAAGGAGUCGCCUUGACAUAGAAAUUGAAACUGUUUUAAAGUUCAGCUACGAUGCCUUGUGUGAGAAAGAUAAAGAUUUAUUCCUUCAUCUAACUUGUUUUUUCAACUUUGGAAGUAUUGAGAUUAUAGAAAGUUAUCUUGCCAAAACGUUUCUUGACUUCAGGCAAGGGAUUGACGUCUUAGUCGAGAAAUCUCUCGUAUCCAUUGUCUCUGGAUAUUUAGAGAUAGAUCAUUUGCUAGUUCAACUUGGAAGAGAAAUUGUGCGAAAAAAAUAUGGUACUGAACCUGGGAAAUAUUCCAUUCGCAAGCCUGCAAAACGCAAGUUUUUGGUUGAUUCAAGAGAUAUUUUUCAAGUACUAAGUGAUGAUACAGCAGAUAGUACCAGUGUUAUAGGACUAGAUCUCAGUUUAUCUGAGACCGACGACGACGAAAUUGAUAUAAGUGAAAGAGCCUUUGAAAGAAUGUCUAAUCUCCAAUUCUUAAGAAUCAGUGGCGCGUGCGAUGUAUUGUUCUUUCCCCAAAGUCUGAACUCUAUAUCUAGAAAGCUUAGAUAUAUAAAUUGGAUGUAUUUCCCAAUGCCAUCUUUGCCUUCUAAUUUUGAUCCGAAGUUCCUCAUCAACCUAAGCAUGCAGAUGAGCCAGCUUGAGGAGUUGUGGGGCGGAGAUCUACAGCUUAGAAAUCUGAAGUGGGUGAAUUUGAGUCAUUCCAAAAACCUGAAGGAGCUUCCUAAUCUUUCAAAUGCCAUUAACCUUGAGGUAUUGGAUCUCACUGGAUGUUCAAGUCUAGUCGAGCUCCCUUCCUUCCAUGAAGCCACUAAUCUUACGAGUUUGCAUCUUAGUGAAUGUUCCAGUCUUGUGGAGCUCCCCUCCUCCAUCGGAAAUACCACUCUUCUCAAGGAAUUGAAUCUCGCUAAUUGCUCAACUCUAGUGGAGCUACCUUUCUCAUUUGGAAACCUUCACAAUUUAUGGAAGUUGACAAUGGAUGGGUGCUCAAAGCUAAAGGUUCUUCCGAUCAACAUCAACUUGAAGUCUCUUGAGGAACUUUAUCUCAGAAAUUGCUCGCUCUUGAAAACGUUUCCUGAGAUUUCCACGAAUAUUAAACUUCUCAAGCUCAAUGGGACUCCAAUAGAAGAAGUGCCCUUGGCGACUAGAUCAUGGUCUCGUUUUGAAGAAUUACAUAUGUCAUACUGUGAAAACCUCAAGGACUCACCGCAUGCUCUUAACAGUAUCACAGAUUUGCACUUGACUAAUACAGAAAUACAGGAGCUUGGUCCAUGGGUCAAGGGAUUCUCUCGUCUACGUCGGCUUUUACUAAACGGAUCACAGAAGCUGGUAUCACUCCCACAUCUUCCGGAUUCCCUGUUGCUCUUAGAUGCAGAAAACUGUGAGUCCCUAGAGAGACUAGAUUCAUCCUUUCGCAAUCCAGAUACUUCUCUCAACUUCUUUAAAUGCUUCAAACUAAAUCAAGACGCGAGAGAUCUCAUCAUCCAAGCAUCUAAUAGUGCAGUUGCAGUCAUACCCGGUGAAGAAGUGCCUGCCUACUUUAGUGACCGAGCAACUGGAGGUACCGUAACGGUGAAGCUGAAUGAGUGGCCUCUUCAGAAACCCUUGAGAUUUAAGGCUUGCGUUGUGCUGGUUAAUAAGGUUGACAAUGAGCCUCGUGGUGUGCAGAUAACGUCUGUGUCAUAUAAGAUCAUCGACAAAAAGAAUGGCGUCAUUGUUCCAUGUAUACCAGAACACCUCCCUCUACCUCGCGCUGUAACAUUUACAGGGCAUUUGUACACCUUUGGUUUAGAAGUAGAUGGGACUUCCAACGAGCUUUCCUUUGAAUUCACAGUCUUUAGUAAAUCAUGGGAUAUUAAAGAAUGUGGGGUACUCCAACUUUCUUAAGUUUCUUUGUAUAGUGAUAACAUCAGAUUAGUUUAUGUGCAUUUUUAUGUUGUACUUUUGUAUGAUUAUCAUUA
This is a messenger RNA of Camelina sativa (false flax), 3248 nucleotides long. RefSeq names its product disease resistance protein TAO1-like. Gene Ontology annotation, biological process: defense response; signal transduction. The record is from RefSeq and is a predicted model, not a curated record. Gene Ontology annotation, molecular function: ATP hydrolysis activity; ADP binding. Lineage: Eukaryota; Viridiplantae; Streptophyta; Magnoliopsida; Brassicales; Brassicaceae.